UCCAUUCUACAGCACAAGCCGGCCUUCUUCCUCUUCCCCUCUGCUGAGCUCAAUCCGCAAUCCACUCCUUCCUCCAAACCAAGCACCAAAUCAUCUCCACCAACCUCCUCAACCCUACCUUGCCGACGUCUGUCUUCCAAGGCAAUGAAGGAGUGCGACAGCUACGACUCCUGCAAGCGCCGCCGCAUAAUCCGGCGAAUUAUUUACGCCAUCGUCCUCUUCAUAAUCCUCAUCCUCCUCGCAAUCCUCAUCGUCUGGCUCGUCCUCCGGCCCACCAAACCCCAAUUCUACUUACAAGACGCCAGGGUUCUCGGAUUCAACCUAUCCGCGCCAAAUCUCCUCUCCUCCACCAUCCAAAUCACCAUCUCCUCCCGAAACCCUAACGAACGGGUCGGCAUCUACUACGAUCGUCUGGAUAUCUACGCAGCCUACAAGAAUCAGCAGAUCACUCCGGCAUACAGCAUCCCCGGCCUGUACCAAGGUCAUAAGGACAUCGACGUCUGGUCUCCUUAUCUCUCCGGGUCCUUCAUCCCCAUCGCCCCUUACCUCUGCACCUCCCUCACCCAGGACGAAGCGAACGGAUUCCUCUUCCUCUAUGUCAAAAUCGACGGCCGGCUUCGGUGGAAGGUAGGCAGCUGGACCUCUGAUCACUACCAUAUCUUCGUCGAUUGUCCCGCUUUUCUGACAUUCGACAAUCGUGCUACCGGGCCGGUUAUCCGGUUCCAGCAGAUGUCCAAAUGCAGCGUCGACGUGUGAGAUCCAUUCUCAAUUUGUGAUCUCGCCGCCGGCGAUCGCCGGAUUUCUUUUAUCUCGUUUUUUGGAUUUCAGAUUUGGGGGUGUUAUGGGGGCAUGUUUGGUAAUUAGGGGAUAAUUAAGGGAAGAUAUGAUGAAGUGUAAUGAUUUAAUUACUGUCAUUAAGAGAAUAAUUAAUCAAUAAUUGUGGUUAAAAGGUCACUUUCGGUGGGGGAUGAGAUGUGGUAGGGGUGAGUG
Phalaenopsis equestris is the source of this 990-nucleotide messenger RNA. RefSeq names its product NDR1/HIN1-like protein 1. The record is from RefSeq and is a predicted model, not a curated record. Lineage: Eukaryota; Viridiplantae; Streptophyta; Magnoliopsida; Asparagales; Orchidaceae. Bases 145 to 756 code for a protein of 203 amino acids. The transcript has a single exon. Gene Ontology annotation, biological process: defense response to other organism.